This is a messenger RNA of Eriocheir sinensis (Chinese mitten crab), 3581 nucleotides long. RefSeq lists its product as uncharacterized. The transcript is spliced from 11 exons. The coding region runs from base 328 to 2571 and encodes 747 amino acids. Gene Ontology annotation, molecular function: protein kinase activity; ATP binding. Lineage: Eukaryota; Metazoa; Arthropoda; Malacostraca; Decapoda; Varunidae. Gene Ontology annotation, biological process: protein phosphorylation. The record is from RefSeq and is a predicted model, not a curated record.
AAAAACACUUUACUCUCUUUAUAUUACAAUGGAUGUCCACACAACGUACUAUGAGUCGGAGCAUCGCCUCCGCAUUGGUGAAGCAGAAUAGUUGUAUUCACGAUGAUAUUAAUCAUCGCUGUUUUCAAGUUUUUUGCAGCUGCAGUCUGCUUCGUCGGUGUUUACUUAUUAUUCUGAUUCGUUUGCAGUUUCGGAAGUUUUCAAGCCCUGUGAACCGCCAAGCCGUGAUUCUUAGCGGACAGUGAGCCUUCAGAGCAGCGGUGAAUCAGGUCGUGCGGCCUUUCCCUUCGUCCACACAGGUACACUGGCCUUGGGGCAGCAACAGCCAUGAGCGUGAUGGCGCGGCGGCUGUCUGCAUGCCUGCCCCAGGAGGCCCUUGUCCGACGCUCCUCGCCCACUGCGCUUGACAUCGCCAGCCAGAUCAGUCAGCUCGACGCCGCCUGUCCGACUCUUGGUGCUGAGGAUAAUGGCUCUGCCGUGUGUCUAGAAACGUCAAUACGGCCGCUGAAUGAGGAAAACCGCGGCAACUCGGCCGGCAGGAGACUGUCCCUCGACGUGACGUGGCUCUCCACACGGGUGCUCCACUCGGACAGCCGACGCGCCUCCCUCAGGUCACCAGCAUGGCAGCAAGAACCUCCAAGCCCAGCGCCGGAGUUUCUAAUGCAACCGUACAUGUUGAAGCGCGCGGCCUCCUCGUCUCCAGGGCAGUGGUUCUUCUCGCGGGCGUGGCGUCUGGACGAAGAAUGGGACGAGGGAAGGUCGCCGGCUGCCUCGCCACCAGUACACACAAAUACGGCUCCCUACUCUCAGGAGCUUCUGUUCUCAUGCCCCAGAAGGCAGCAGCGGCGGCAGUCUUGGGGCCCCACUGUGUUCUCUCCUUCACCACUCUCCACCAGCCCAGUGCACGCCGUGUCCCGCAUGCACUGCGUGGAUUUGCUCUCCCCCUGUGCCCCGUGUCAGCAGCGGCGGCAGUGCCUGGGCGCAACAGUGAUCUCCCCUUCACCUGAAGAUGCACGGUGUGUUCAGAUCCCACGCGAUGAUGGCAGCCCAAGUCCUAACCUCGCCGCCUCUCCGAGCCUGCUGUCCCCACACUAUAGGGUGACUCCCCUUCUCACACACCCUGUAAAACCCCUGCAGAGCCCGUGCCAUGGAAAGAAGGGUGAGGGAGGCGGCGAAGAUCUGCAGUCACGAAAUGAUGAGUCCGUCAUUGACGCAGAGAGACGCGGCAUCACCCGCACCAACAGCAGAAACAUGGUGCCUUGCGUCACCAUUGACUCGGCAGUGCCGGAGAUACCGAGUGAUACAGGAUCCGUCGAGGCACGGCUUACUUGCAGCCACAGAGAAGAGGUUCAGCCACAACUGUCAUGGGAGUUUCUUUGGGGGUGGGGGCAGAGGGGCCCAGCGGAGCUGACUUCGCAACGUCGCGCCUCGUGGCACACCACCUUACCAGUGGGCAACACCUGUGUCUCCACCUCUCAAUACUGCAGGCGUCACCAAGUCGGGUCUGCGAGGGCAGGGAGGGUCUCCUUGUGCCCUAAACUGCCGCCCGGCCCACACAGCGCCCGCCCAGGCAGCAUCCUCGGCAAGGGCGGGUUCGGGGUCGUAAAGCUUGGCAGAUACAGAGGCCGCGGCGUGGCUGUCAAGGUGCUGAAGGGUCGGCGGGCGGCGGCCUCCUCGGGCAGGGAGGCGAAGGUGCUGCCCCUCGCGCAACACACACACAUUGCCUGGACGCUGGCAGUGGUCACGCAAGCCGCCAAGGGUCUCGCGAGGGUGUCCUGGGCCCAUGCGUUCGAGAAGGAGGAGGAGAUGGUGAGCCAGCAGACUGUGACGGCCAUGUUCAGCCUCCCGCUAGAGGACACGCAAGGCUGCCGAGGCGGUGAGCAGCAGCAGGGCGAGGGCGGGGUGCCGCGGUGGGCGUGGGUGGUGAGCGAGCUGUGUCUGCCCCACACGCUCCUCACGCUCAUCAACGACACAUCGCUGACCCUUACCAGCGAGAUGCGGGUCAGGUACAUGCUGGAUGUAAGCCGCGGUCUGGCCCACCUGCACGCCCACGGCUUGGCCCACCGGGACCUCAAGCCGGGCAACGUGCUGCUCACACACUCGGGUCACCUCAAGAUAGCGGACUUUGGGUGUUGCGCGAGACUUGGCCUGCAGGACGAUGACAUUGUGCUGGGGACGGUGCGCUACCAGGCCCCCGAAGUGUUGCGGGGAGGAGUGGGAGGCAGCCACAGCGACGUGUUCUCCCUGGGAGUGACCAUCUGGCACCUCCUGACCCGCAGCCUCCCCUACCAAGGCCUCCACCCCCACAUCGUCAUCUACCAGGUCGCGUACCUAAAUCACCGUCCCCCAGACCACCAGCUUCACCCCGGCCCCCGCACGUUCCUGGACGCGGUGUUGUGGCGCCUCGCGCACACAUGCUGGUCCGAGGAGCACACCCUCAGGCCCACCGCUGCCGCGCUCUGCAGAAACCUGACGCUGCUCCAUCUGGCCUCGUCUCCGCGCGGCGUCAGUGGCCUGCCAGACAUCGAGGUGUGCCCCGGCGACUCUUCUUCCCCGCCUGCACAGCCUUAGCCGCGCCUACCCCGUCAGCGUCAUCAUUACACCCCCGUCAUCAUCAUCAUUGCUGUGCUGAAGUCAAUGUUAAUUUAUUAUAACUUUCGAUCUUUCUGAUAAUGAAUGUACACGAGAAUGACGAAGUUAGUGUUGCUGUGCUUAUUAGAAAGAAUUAUUAGUUUUCUAUAACUUUUCGUUUUGUUUGUUUCAAUUUAGUUAGAAAAACGUUACGAUAUUAAAAACACGUUUCAGGCGUUUCGGAUUAAGUUAGAAAUGUUUAUUACAUUCAUAUAUUUUUCAAGUUUAAAGUACAUAAAUAUUUGAGCUUUAAUGAGUGAUGUACUUUACCAUAAUUUUGUAGUUGUCAAGAGAAUAAUCUGGUGAUCUAAUUAUUCGGUGAUAGUGUUAUGCUUUAAAAGUGAGUGCAAUGUUUUUUUUAGAAUAAAUAUUCAUUAUGCUAACUUGCUUUCGCCUUGUGAUGAACCUCUCUUCUUAAAGAAUUCCGGAUUUACUGUAUACAAUAACUUGAGCUCUUAUGACUAAUAUCUCCAGAUCUAAACAAUCUACUGACCUUCCUAACUCCAAAAUGAGUGUAGAGAACCUCCAACUUAAACUGAACACUAAAAUAAUAUGCCAGAUUUCCUGUAAAUUAAAAAAAGUACUGGAUUGGUUGGGAUCACUGAACAAUGGAGUGGGACUAGGUAUGAAUUUGGUGCCUGGUUAGCAACUUAGUGGGUUUGAUGGCUGAAUACAUAAGGUUGCAUUACUUUAGAAUACAUCAAAACUUUAAAAAAUCAAUAUCCAAAAAACAUUAAUACAUUAUUCAUUCAAAACUACAUAACCAAGAAUGUUUUAUAGAAUUUUUUUUUCCAAACCUUUGACAAAAAGGCGUAAACUAUCCUGAAGGUAACUUCAUUGCUCUAAUCCAAUGUCAAUCAUAACAUAAAACUGUGAAGGACCCAAAACAUCCCGCAGCUGUUCCUUAGAAGAAAAAAAAUGUAGCCGUGAAAAGCGAGACUGAAUCAAGU